CUCGAGCGUAUCUCUUUACUCCUCAAUUGUAAGCAUCGAAGAGAGUUCCCUCGCCCUCCCAUUCCAUGGCCUAAACGCCAAAGUCACCCACUCCCUUUUCACUCAAUCGCCUAGAUUCCUACACCAUCCUCCAAGCACUUCUUGCACUUCCUCACAAACCCUAGAAAAUGUCGGGCGGCUUCUUCCGGGGUACUUCGGCCGAUCAAGACACUCGGUUUUCUAACAAACAAGCGAAGCUGUUGAAAUCGCAGAAGUUCUCUCCUGAAUUAGAGCAUCUGGUGGACAUGACGAAGGUCAAGAUGGAUGUUAUCAAACCGUGGAUUGCUAAUCGGGUGACAGAACUUCUCGGGUUCGAAGAUGAAGUUCUUAUUAACUUUAUUUAUGGUCUUCUGGAGAAAAAGGAAGUGAAUGGAAAGGAGGUUCAAAUAUCACUCACAGGAUUCAUGGAGAAGAAUACUGUGAAGUUUAUGAAAGAGCUUUGGACGCUCCUCCUUAGUGCGCAGAAGAAUGUAAGUGGUGUUCCUCAGCAGUUUUUGGAUGCCAAAGAAGAAGAAAAUAAGAAGAAGAAGGCUGAGGCAGAUAGGAUAGCGAAUGAGAUCGAGAAGAAUAAAUCUAAAGAAAGUAGAGAACUUGAGCAAGAGAGAAUGAAGAAAAUGGACGACAUGGCUGAAAUGAGUGGACUUAACUCUGCUUUGGAGCCAAACUUGAAGCCCAGGGCUUUGAGUAAUCUUUCUAAGGAUGAGGAACUAGCUGACAAGAGGAAUAAUGGCGUGAGAGGAAGGAACAGGGUUUCCGAAUCACCACAUCCAGCCAAACGUUCCCCUUCAUCCCCUCGAGGCUCUCCAUCUCGGUCAAUUAGCAGAUCCUUUUCUAAUGCCAAAAGCCAUUCAGAUGACAGGCACAAGUCAAGGAGUUCAUCUAGAUCACCUAAAGCUCGAGGGAGAUCUAAUUCUGUGGGCAGGGUGUACCGUUCCCCACUCAGAUCUGUGACACCUCAUCGAAGGCAUUCGCCUUUGCAUUCCCGCUCUCCUUCAAGACGGAUGUCAUCUUAUUCAAGACGAAGAUCUAGAUCACGCUCACAUCGUAGAUCACCCUCUCCGGUGAGGCGUCGGUUGCGCUCUCCUUUUCGCCGCAGGUCACCUUCUCCAGUUCGACGUCGUAGAUCUCCUUCUCCAGUUCGACGCCGUAGAUCUCCUUCUCCAUUUCGUCGCCGUAGGUCACCUUCUCCUAUUAGGCGUCGAAGAUCACCUUCUCCUGUUAGGCGUCGAAGAUCACCUUCUCCUAUUAGGCGUCGAAGAUCACCUUCACCUGUGCGACGACAUAGGUCGCCAUCACCUAUUCGACGAAGAUCCCCUUCUCUUGUGCACCGUAGAUCACUAUCACCUAUUCGACGUAGAUCACCCUCGCCUAUUCGACACAGAUCACCAUCUCCCUUUCGAAGAGGUUCUCCUGUACAACCACAAUAUCGAAGGUCUCCUCCCCGACGCAUCUCUCCACUUAUGCGGCGUAGGUCACCUAUACCCAUCCGUAGGAGAUCAUCGACCCCAUCCUUGCGUAGGUCUCCUUCACCCUACAGAUCAAGUUCUUCAUCUCCUAUACAGCGUACAUCUCCAUCGCCAAUCAGGAGAAAAUCUCCAACGCAACGUAGGAGCCCAAUGCCAUCCUCCAGAGAAAGAAUCAGGACACAUGAAAAACUGCCACCCCUGGCACGGCGAUCUUCUAGUUCUUUGAGGUCUCCACAGAGGGAUCCGAGAGUUCGAGGCGAUAUCCGCAAAAAAGUGUCAGUUUCAAAGUCUUCACCAGAGAGGUCUUUAUCUGUUUCAGAAUCCCCACCACUGGCCAGAAACAGGGUUCAUAGUGAAGAUAGGAAGUCAUUUAGUCCGCGUCAGAGUCCUGUUAGGCAAACAGGGAAGCAAGUGAGCCGUGAUGGCAGCUUCAGUUCUGCACAAAAUCCUCAUUAUGACAGUCUAGAAACAAGUGAAGAAAGGGAAGAACCCAACUUUGCGAGGGAGGAUGUGGAUCAUACAUCAAAGUUGUCACAGAAAAGGUCCGUGCAUUCAUCUGCUGUCAACAAACAGAAAGAUUCACCUAUCAAGGUACGUUACAAGGAUGGACUUGCUCCUAAAGGAUUAGCAGAUCAUCAGGUUACUGAAUCCCAGGCUGCUCCUGAUAUCAUGGAAUUGCGAAGGAAAGGAGAGGAGAUAAGAAGUGAUAAAUCUUCUGGGAGGGCGGUUCCUCCCGAAUCUCCAACAUUGUAUAAAGACUCUUCUCUGGGUGAUGGGAAACAUCCAUCAUACCCUGGAGAAAGUACUGAUGAGAAGAAUCGGUCUCGUCCCAACAAUGUUAAUAGCAAUCAACGUGAUGCAGAUGAUGUUCAAGAUUCAAUUGGAAAAGUUGAUCAUAAUAAUCAGACUGCUCCAUAUGAUUCCAGUUCUGAGAAAAGUGAUAAACACAAAAGUGAAUAUAAGAAAAGGAGAAAGCAUAAAAGAUCAGAUAGGAAGGAGGUUGAUUUAGAUGAUGAUGACAGUUACGAUUCUGAAUUGGAGGAUAGGAAGGAGGCAAAGAGGAGGAGGAGGAAGGAAGAAAAGAAACUGCGGAAGGAGGAAAAACGUAGACGGCGUGACGAACGGCGUCGGAGAAGGGAAGAGCGGCGUGCGGGGAAGCUGAAAGUGAAGAAUCAGGAUGAUGUUUACAGUUCUGAGGUUGAACAUACUGCAAGGAGGGAGUCUCAUCCAAGCGAUGAUGAAGAGAUGCAGUCUGAGCAGAAGAGGCUUGAGAUUGAGUUACGGAAGAAGGCUCUCGAAUCACUUAAAGCAAAGAAGGGCAUUAGUCACUAAAAUUUUUGCUGCCAUUGGAACCUUAAGCUGCUAUUUUUCUUAUGUCAUUUUUUUGUCUUUAGUUUCUGUUGAACGUUAUGUUUUCAAGCUUGCUAGGAAGUUUAUGCUCGAAAUGGUAUUGGUUACUGUUUGAUGUAUUUUAUGUUUACUGCUGGCAGCGGAAAUGGAUAAAUGAGGAUUUCCUGAGCUA
Carya illinoinensis is the source of this 3027-nucleotide messenger RNA. RefSeq names its product serine/arginine repetitive matrix protein 1. Gene Ontology annotation, biological process: regulation of mRNA splicing, via spliceosome; mRNA processing. Gene Ontology annotation, molecular function: RNA binding. Lineage: Eukaryota; Viridiplantae; Streptophyta; Magnoliopsida; Fagales; Juglandaceae. The coding region runs from base 168 to 2837 and encodes 889 amino acids. The transcript is spliced from 13 exons. The record is from RefSeq and is a predicted model, not a curated record. Gene Ontology annotation, cellular component: spliceosomal complex.